UGAUAACUACUUGUUUCGUAAUACUUCUACGAUCGAAGAAAAUCUUUUCCUCGACGGGCACUAAUCUUAUAAUUCGUGUAAAAAAAAUGUAUCACCAACUGAGCAGAGCUACCGGCAGGCUGGUUGCCGCCAGCAACUUGCAAGCCCCACUGUUCCCAAUUGCACCAAUUGCUUUGCAACGAGUGGAGGUGCCCGUGGUGUACAACACGACUCAUAUGUCGACGGUGACGGAGGCGGCGUGCUCGACUGGAGGCAAGAAGCGUUUGGUCCCUGGCACCAACAUUCCUUACCCGGCGGUGCCCGAGAACAUUCGCUCCCAGCAGGCACAGUUCCAGAAAGAGAAUGAUGUGCCUGUGUUCCUGAAGGGAGGCCCCCUGGACGCUGUCCUGUACCGUUUGACCGUGGCUCUCUGCCUGCUCGGCAUUGUCGGUUUCGGCCACACCAUCUACUCUCACGCCGUUAAGAAGAACUAAAUCAAUUAAUUUAAACUUAAAUUAUGUAUUAGUCGCCUGUGUUAUAGAUUCCAAUAAAAGGAAGGAUUAUAAUCACAA
This is a messenger RNA of Cydia splendana, 551 nucleotides long. Its product is annotated as cytochrome c oxidase subunit 7A, mitochondrial-like. The record is from RefSeq and is a predicted model, not a curated record. Bases 87 to 473 code for a protein of 128 amino acids. Gene Ontology annotation, biological process: regulation of oxidative phosphorylation; mitochondrial electron transport, cytochrome c to oxygen; mitochondrial respirasome assembly. Lineage: Eukaryota; Metazoa; Arthropoda; Insecta; Lepidoptera; Tortricidae. The transcript has 3 exons.